AUCGGCUCCCUGUCCUUUGUAUCCAUCGUUAUAAUGCUGGCGCCGCAUUUCCAAGGACAGAAGUGGCGCACCUUCCGUCUGCUGACACUCGUCUGCACCGGGCUGGCGGGCGUUGCGCCCUUCAUUCAUGGUAUCAAGAUGUUCGGCUUCGCGCAGAUGGCCAGGCAGUCCGGGUUGCCGUAUUAUCUGGCAGAGGGCGGUCUGUUCCUGCUGGGCGCUGUUGUGUAUGCGACGCGAUUCCCCGAGUGCACAAGCCCCGGCAGGUUCGACAUUUACGGGUCGUCUCAUCAGAUCUUCCAUGUGCUUGUUGUGCUAGCGACGAUAGUCCAUCUUGUGGGCGUUCUUAACGCUUUCAGCUACAACUACCAUCAUAGACAGUGCUCGUGA
This is a messenger RNA of Anthostomella pinea, 387 nucleotides long. The record is from the annotation of a GenBank genome assembly. NCBI's taxonomy places the organism in Eukaryota, Fungi, Ascomycota, Sordariomycetes, Xylariales, Xylariaceae.